Molecule: messenger RNA, 2176 nt
Organism: Apis cerana (Asiatic honeybee)
Lineage: Eukaryota; Metazoa; Arthropoda; Insecta; Hymenoptera; Apidae
Gene: Rlip
Product: Ral interacting protein
Biological process (GO): small GTPase-mediated signal transduction
Molecular function (GO): GTPase activator activity; small GTPase binding
Source: RefSeq, a predicted model, not a curated record
AUAGUUUGAUAUCAAGAUUUUUAAGCCUGUUAAAACAUUAUAAAUCUAGGAAGAUGGAUUUCGAAAGUCCAGAUGUAGAAAAAGAAUUUCCUGGAUUAUAUGCAUCAGAAUCAGCCAAAAAAAGUAACGAAAGCGAUUUUAGUGAUGAAGGUGGACAUGAAAAACAUUCCAAAAAGGAACUCCUUGGUGGUAAACGAAAAGAAAAAAAAGAUCGAAAAGAUCGAGGAUAUGCCACAUUAGAAGGAGAAAGUUCCCCUGACGAAGAUCAGGAAACAAAAAGUCCUUCAAAGUCAAAAAAGACUAAAGCUUUCAAGUUUCCAUCAAAGAAAGAAAAACGUGAAAAAUCCAGAGAAAAAGAAGGUAAAGAAAAAGAUGGUGAAAAAGAGAAAGAUAAAAAGAAAAAAGAUAAGGAUGAAAAAGAUAUAGAGAAAGAAAAACGUAAAGACAAAGACAAAGAUAAAACAAAACAAAAAUUUAAAGAUCGUAAAAAAGGAAAACACACUGCAGAAGAUGGAUUAGAUAUUGGAGAGGGGCAACCAGUAUUUGGCGUUAGUCUGCAUUUAGCAGUGGAAAGAAGUCGUUGUCAUGAUGGCAUUGAUUUACCUUUAGUUGUGAGAGAUUGCAUUGACUUUACAGAAGAACAUGGAAUGAAUAUAGAAGGCCUAUAUAAAGUUCCAGGAGUUAAAUCAAAAGUUCAGCAUUUAAAAAAAUUAUAUAAUCAUAGGGAGUUUGUAAAUUUAUCUGAAUUUGAACCUACAGUAGCUACAAGUUUAUUAAUAUUAUUUCUUAGGGAACUGCCAGAGCCUGUCUUAGAAAGCAGUGAAAUGAUAUCUAGAUUUGAACAAGCAGCAUCAACAAAAGAUGUUGCUCAAAGAGAAGCACAAUUAUUACAUUUAACUCAGCAACUUCCUAAAUGUAAUAAUGUUCUUUUAGCAUGGAUUAUAUUACAUUUAGAUCAUGUCACAAUACGAGAAAAAACUACUAAAAUGAAUGCUCAAACCAUUUCAAUGACAUUAAGUCCUGUAUUACAAAUGAGUCAUAGAUUAUUAUUAGCUUUGUUGUUUCAUUGCAAAGCUCUUUUUCCAAAUGUAAAAUUAACAAAAUAUGUGCCACCACUUUCAUCUGGUAGUAUUAAUCUUCCAGAUUCUGUAGAAAGCAUAAUAGCUGAAUUAUCUAAACAAGAAUCAUUACUUUCGCAAAUACACAUGCAAAUGAAUGCAGGUUUUGUUACAAAAUUACGCGAAGAACAAUUAUGGGAAGUGCAACGUAUGAUAACACAAUUGAAGAGAAAAUAUAAAACAGUUCAAAAGAUGGAAGGUGCUGCGCAGAAAAGUUUAGAUGAAGAAGUAAAAUCAAAUGAUGAAAUUGUAGUAGAAUUAAAUAUACAAAAAACAAAAACAGAAGAAGAAGAUAUAGAAUAUGCAAAAUCGGAAACUCAAUCAAUGUCUACAUUAACAUUGAAAAAGGAUAAUAAAGUACACAUUCUAGAAGACAAUAAAGAACCAACAAAUACAAAUAUUAUUCAAAAUGAACGAAAUGUUCAUGCACAUGAUAAAGAUAUUAUUGAUUCUACUGAAAUAUCUACAAUUAUACCACAAUUUAACGAACAAGAAAAUAUUUCAUCUAUAAUAAAUGAAAAUGUUUCAGCAGUAGAACUUGAACAUGAAAAUGCUAUUGAUAAAUUGAGAGAGAGUUUAAUUUAUGAAGAAUUAUUGAAUAUGCAAGCAUUACUAAAAUCGCGAAUAAAUCAAGAAAAGAACGAAAUUAAACGAUUAAUGGAAAUAUUAAUAGAACGUGGUCCUGAAAAGAAAAAACCAAAAGAACGAGCACAUUCGCCGAAUGAAGCAGAGAUGACAGCUAUGAUACAAUUAGUUAAAGAAAAUCAGUUACUUGAGAAAAAAAUGACUACUUUAAUUCGCAGUAUCAUAGAAGAAAAGGAUGCUUGUAUAGAACUACGUGUUCAAUUAGCAGUUCAUCAAUUAGCAGCUAAAACCUGACCAUUAAUUAUAAAAUAUUUUUAAUUCAUUAAAAAAAAACACAAAUUCUGAAAAUAUGUAACAAGAUAUUUUGCACAAAAUGAACAUAUAUAGUUUAUAAGAUGUUAUUAUAAUAUUUUCUUGACUCAUUCUAUUCUCUUGUAAAAUAAUAAAAAAUAUAUAUUGAACAUAUAUUUAAA